Molecule: messenger RNA, 1643 nt
Organism: Cydia fagiglandana
Lineage: Eukaryota; Metazoa; Arthropoda; Insecta; Lepidoptera; Tortricidae
Product: gastrula zinc finger protein XlCGF26.1-like
Exons: 1
Coding region: 11-1624 (537 amino acids)
Biological process (GO): regulation of transcription by RNA polymerase II
Molecular function (GO): DNA-binding transcription factor activity; RNA polymerase II cis-regulatory region sequence-specific DNA binding
Source: RefSeq, a predicted model, not a curated record
AUAGCUCGCGAUGGUUUGUUCCGUAGUACGGGAGCGCCUUCGCAGCGACGCGUCUGUUCAGAGUGGAGACAAACCAUACAGCUGUGAGCACUGUGGGAGACAUUUCAAAAACAAGUGUAUUUUAAGAAAACACAUUCAACGCAUGCACUUGUCGAAUGGGCCAAAACAACAUGCUUGUGAUUUUUGUAGUUCUACAUUUCAAACUAAAUUCCUUGUAUUAGAGCACGAGAGAAUCGAACACGGUGUUACAAAUUUCAUGUGUGCUGAAUGUGAGUAUACAACGAUUUACAAGAGAAGUUUGCGAGUUCAUUUAAAAGCUCAUUCUGUAGACAACCUUCUUAAUUGUAAAAAAGGUCAGUUUAAAAGUGAUUUACUCAAACACCAAGCGAUACUCACUGGUGAUCAGACACACCUAAGAAUACACACCAAAAAAAACCAUUUCAAGUGCAGUGAUAAGUCGACCUUACGAAGACAUGAAAGAAGACAUACUGGCGAGAAGCCAUAUGCAUGUAAUGACUGUGAUUACAAAUGCCGCCGGCCAUCAACCUUACAAAGACACCUGAUGAUUCAUACUGGGGCCAAGCCAUUUAAGUGUAGCAAUUGCGACUACAAGUGCAAUCGGAAAGCAGGCUUACGAGUUCAUCAAAGAAUACACACCGGAGAAAAGCCGUACACAUGUAGUAAUUGUGACUACAAGUUCAGGAGUAUAUCAAAUUUACGACUACAUGAAAAGACACAUACUGGUGAGAAGCCUUUUCAGUGUAGCCAGUGUGAUUACAAAUUCACUCAAAAAGCAAACUUACAAAGACACCUGAGGACACACACUGGAGAAAAGCCUUUUAAAUGUAGCCGUUGUGAUUACAGAGGUCGUGAUAAAUCAACCCUACGCAAACACCAGAAGACGCAUACAGGGACGAAGCCAUGUAAUGACUGUGAUUACAAAUGCCCCCGGCCAUCAACCUUACAAAGACCCCUUAUGAUACAUAUUGGGGCGAAGCCAUUUAAGUGUAGCGAGUGUGACUACAGCUGCAAACGAAAAGCAUACUUGCUAACACAUCAGAGGAUCCACACCGGAGAGAAGCCGUAUACAUGCAGUCAUUGCGACUACAAGUGCAGUCAAAGCUCAAGUUUACGAAAACACGAAAUAAAGCAUACUGGCGAGAAGCCAUUUAUGUGUAGCUACUGUGAUUACAAAUGCAGUCAGCCAUCAACCCUACAAAGACACCUGAUGAUUCAUACUGGGUCCAAGCCAUUUGAAUGUAGCAAGUGCGACUACAAGUGCAAUCGGAAAGCAAGCUUACGAGUUCAUCAAAGAAUACACACCAGAGAGAAGCCGUACACAUGUAGUAGUUGUGACUACAAGUUCAAGAGUAUAUCAGGUUUACGAUUACAUGAAAAGACACAUACUGACGAGAAGCCUUUUCAGUGUAGCCAGUGUGAUUACAAAUCCAUUCAAAAAGCAAACUUACAAAGACACCUGAGGACACACACUGGAGAAAAGCCUUUAAAAUGUAGCCGUUGUGAUUACAGAGGUCGUGAUAAAUCAACCCUACGAAAACACCAGAAGACGCAUACAGGGACGAAGCCUAUAGACGUAGCAACUGCGAGUACAAGUACAGCCUGAAACAGCACCUUUGAAGAGA